Molecule: messenger RNA, 852 nt
Organism: Tetranychus urticae (two-spotted spider mite)
Lineage: Eukaryota; Metazoa; Arthropoda; Arachnida; Trombidiformes; Tetranychidae
Product: apolipoprotein D-like
Biological process (GO): response to reactive oxygen species; lipid metabolic process
Cellular component (GO): cytoplasm
Molecular function (GO): pigment binding
Source: RefSeq, a predicted model, not a curated record
AAGCUAAUUGACAGAAAUGAUCAUCAAUUCGACUUCACACAGUUAAAUCUUCUGUCAACAAUUCAACUUUUGUUAAUAAACUCUUUAGUUUUACCUCGUUCCUAAAAUGAAUCAAUUAGCCUUAAUUUCACUGAUUGUCCUCUCAUCAACCCUUUCCGUCUACGCUUACCCUCAACUCGGAUCCAGCUUGUCACCUGGUCGAUGCCCACAAACAACUGAAAUUGAAGGAGGCUUCAACCUUACUCAAUAUCUUGGAAAAUGGUAUGAAAUUAAACGAACUGGUUUAGUCUUCGAAUUUGGUCAACGUUGUGUCAAAGCUGAAUACAAACUCGACUCAGACGGCAAUGUUGCUGUAAACAACAGUGGAGUUAACUUGGUUAACUUUGAAGUCUACAGUGUUGGAACUGCCAAGCCAGGAACUCAGUCAAAUGUUUUCGCUGUCACCUUCUUCCCAUUGUCUCCAUCUUCACAAUACUGGAUUGUUGAUACUGAUUAUGAAACAUACUCUUUGGUUGUUUCAUGUAAUGAUGUUCUUGGUUUAUUCAACUUGAAGGACGCUUGGAUUUUAUCACGAAAACCAAAAUUAGAUGAAGAAAUUGUUAAGCGACUUGUUGAUAAAUUAGGCAAACUUGGAGUUCCAUCUUCCCUCCUCUCAACAACCACACAAAAUUGUGACAAAUAAAUGCGAUUCAGCCAUCAAGGAGUUGAAAAAAUUGAAUUUAAAAAUCUAAUAAAUAAUGAUUAUUUUUGAUAAUUAAAGUUGCAAUCCAAAAAUAUAAAAUUUUUAAUUUAUUUCAAUUACUACAUUGCAUGUAUUACAUUCAACAUCAAAUAUUAAUAUUUCAAAUCCAA